AUGCCGCCUGCGUUUUCAGUCCCUUCUCGUGAAAAAUGGCGAAAGUACGAACAGGGCUCGAUGGCAAAGCAGCAAGAAUUUAUGGAGAGAUACAGAGAAGACUUUAAGAAAGUCCUUGUCGAAAAUUCAGACGGCAUUCAAGCAGGUGACCAUCUCGUUCUUGAAAGAAAAUAUUAUGUUCAUCAUAUGCUGUGUACCUUCAGCGGAGAUAACCACGUUAUCGUAAUACACUACAGUGGACCUGCUUGGGGUAUCAGUAGAGCGUCGAGAUGCACGUCUUUCAAAGAUGUUGGAGUCAAGGGCGAAAUAGAAGAAAAAAUGUUUUCAUCUGAGAAACUUGUGGAACAACAGGUACGUACUCAGUAGAGAUAAAACCUUUUAACACAAAAAUAUCUUAGGCGCGCGCGUAAUACUACUUCAGUCGCGAAGUUAGAGAUCUUAUUUUACAUUUUUGUGGUCGUGUUCAGAGUUCGUGUGUCAAUCUCCGGCCCGCGUCUGAAGACUAGAGAAAGAAAAUAAAACCUCAUCUAAUAUACGGGUGGAAAUUUGCGUUUUAUAGUCGGCUAGGCUUAUAUGCGUCUCAAAAUCCAUUGGGUUAGCUCAUAGUUGGAGGGACAUUUAUCUUGGUUUUACUGAAACUCACGUAGAUCUUUCUAAAACUCAGCCAUAUAAGUACUUCGUCUAAAUGGACCAAAGAAAUCCAAGCCAAGUCUGAGGAGUGAACUACCGUAUUUAUUCGAAUAAGCGCCCAACCUCGAAUUAGCUCCCACCUCAAAUAAGCGCCCAUCCUAAAGGCAGGAAAAGUUAAUAAGUGCCCAGCCUCGAAUAAGCGCCCACCCCCCCCCCCCCCCCACUCAAACUUAAAUAAGCGACCACCCCCAUCCCACUCCCAAAAAAUUGAAUAAGUACUAAUAAGGGACUUCCCAAAGAUGGAGUUUUCUUCAAGGUAUUUAACAGGAACCUUGCUUUGUUACCUCUUCGCAUUUUGUUAUUACCAUUUAUUGUUUUGUGCAAAAUAAACAUACUACUCUUGCUGAAAAUGUUGAAAAUUUAAUAAGCGCCCAGCCCCAAAUAAGUGCCCACCUCGAAUUAGCGCCCACUCUCAAGGUCCAAAAAUUUAAUAAGUGCCCAGGGCGGUUAAUCGAAUAACGGUACGCAAACAGCAAUAUACUGUGACACUUUUUGACUGCAAUCAUUUGGCACACGUAAUAAAAUUUUUGUGUCACUGUCAAUUUUUCUGUGUUUUAUUUUGAAUUUGAGGGCAAUUUCCGAGUACAAGCCCCGGGGGCUUGUUUUAUCGGAGGGUUUUAUUUUAGGAAUUUUACCGUACUUUAUCAGUAUAUUGUAACACAAAUCGUGUACUCGAAUUGAUAAAUAAUCAGGUAUUAAACUACUGAGGCAAAAAAGGGCGAGCAUGAAAAGAUCGGAAUCACACUUUCCAAUCUCCAUUGCCCUUGAAUUUGUUUAAAUUUGGAUUUUCAAUUUCACUUUCUAUCAUGUUUGAUGCUACUUCUGCGUUGACAAAAUUCUUGAAAUCGUUAUUUUUUUUUUUACGCAGAACUGGUCGCAGAACAAAUCAAAAUGCAUAAUGUUUUGGAGACAAAGCAAGCGUGUAGUCUUGAAAGAGUCACGAUAAAAUUAGAAUUUCUGUAGAGAUUUUGAAUAGUAUUGGAAUACUCCACUCAGCAGUUCAAGACUUAGAAAUUCCGGCAUAUAGUGUGUAUUAUUAAAUGUUUUUCUUACUCUUACAGGUCAAAAAGAUCAUCUGGCCAGCUCAAUUAAAACGCUUUUCCGCGGAGGAAGUGAUCAAGAGAGCUUUCACCAGAUUGGGUGAAAACUGGUAUGACAUUCUAAAGAACAACUGUGAGCAUUUUGUAACUUGGAGCAUGUGUGGGCUGAAAGUAAGCCUUCAAAUAGAACAAUGGUACCUUACAGCACGAGAAGUCGCCUAUUCUGCUUUCACAGGCCUGUAUGACUUUGGUAGAAAUAUAACCAAAGAGAAAGUACUACCCCUACUUAUCAAGCUCCAGGCUAAUGUUUCCGACGAGCUGGCCGUUUUCAUCAAUGAAAAUGCCCUCUAUGUGGGAUAUGGGUUAGCAAUCCUCAUGGAAGCUGGCCUAGCAGGUCAUGAGAUCUACAAAGCAUACACCUAUUGUAAGACUAUCGAAGAGUUUAAAGUCAAGUUCGUUGACAUUGUUGCCAAGGCAGCUUGUCGUUUGGGCUUUGGAAUCGUCGGAUCAUGCAUCGGCACAGCGGUAUGCCCAGCAGCUGCCCCGAUAGCGAGCUUGGUGGGCGGUGCAAUAGGAGCAGGUUUGGGGCAUCUCUUUGGAGCUUUGAUUGGCUGGUGGUAUGAGAAUUCCCCCUACAUGGACGGAUAG
Porites lobata is the source of this 2378-nucleotide messenger RNA. Lineage: Eukaryota; Metazoa; Cnidaria; Anthozoa; Scleractinia; Poritidae. The record is from the annotation of a GenBank genome assembly.